Phanerochaete carnosa HHB-10118-sp is the source of this 2360-nucleotide messenger RNA. RefSeq lists its product as uncharacterized. Gene Ontology annotation, molecular function: oxidoreductase activity, acting on CH-OH group of donors; flavin adenine dinucleotide binding. The transcript has 17 exons. The record is from RefSeq and is a predicted model, not a curated record. The coding region runs from base 190 to 2046 and encodes 618 amino acids. Lineage: Eukaryota; Fungi; Basidiomycota; Agaricomycetes; Polyporales; Phanerochaetaceae.
AAAAACCUACCAAAUCAUCAUGCAAACAUUACAGCAAGUGCCUGACGUUUUGCGAGGCCGAGAACGUCCUAUGCAUGAUGGCCGCUCUACAGACAGAUUGGCCCAUAUACUCUAUACACCAGGGCAUAAGCUCCUCACAAUCAACACGUUCGCUCUGAGCCCACCGCUGAAGCAGCAUAACUCUCUGAGAUGGUAUCCAUUCCUGACCUUGCCACGAUUACUGACAUCGACGGACGCACUUUCGAUUUUAUCAUCAUCGGCGGGGGAACUGCAGGAUGUGUCUUGGCCAAUCGGCUUUCCGAAGACCCUCAUGUGUCAGUGGCGGUCCUCGAGGCAGGGAAGUCGCGCUUGAAUGACCCAGUUGUUUGUGAGUCCUAUCUUGCAGCAAGUUCCAUGGGAUACCUCAAGGAACUCAGGAACCCCGAGUAUGACUGGAUAUUCCCUGUUGUGCCGCAGCCGAAUGCAUCGACCGCGCACAUGAUAAUUUGGAGUCGGGGAAAGAUGCUCGGCGGAAGUUCUGCGAUAAAUCUCAUGGCAUACACUAAGCCCGCCCGCGAGGAACUCGAUGCUCAUGAAGCUCUUGGAAAUCCCGGCUGGAACUGGUCCUCCUACCAGAAGUAUGCGAAGAAGGUCGAAAGAUUCUGCGCUCCUGCCUCUGCGAUCAUGGACGAAGACUUUCGCAACUUGUACAAUCCUAAUUCCGUUGGGCACGAUGGGAAUCUCACGUUAUCUUUCGUUCCGACUGGAUCUGGCGCGGAUGCUGCGUACCAGAAGAGUUUGGCCAGGAACGGCUUGGAUAUACGGACUGAUGCGCUCGAUGGAGAAAUUAUUGGUAUUUGGAAGGGACUAUCAACCAUCAACCCGAAGACUGGCUAUCGAGUCGAUGCUGCGACGGCGUAUCUGCAUCCCAUUCUCGACAGACCGAACCUCAAGGUCCUCCCAGAAGCGUACGUCUGCCGGAUUCUCACAGAAACGGAAGCCGGCGGCGUAGUCGCUCGCGCAGUCGACUUCGAGCAUGGCAACAAGCGGUACACCGUGUCCGCCGCACGCGAAGUCAUUAUCUCUGCCAGUUCUAUCAAAACUCCGCAGAUUCUCGAGCUGAGUGGCAUUGGCGACCCGAAGGUCAUCAGGCCGCUGGGAAUCAAGACUGUUGUCGAGCUGCCCUCUGUUGGCACUAAUGCGCAAGAACACAUUGUAGCCACCGGUCUGAACUAUCGAAUGCAGGACGACAGAAACAUCGUUACCAACCACAUCCUCGUUAUAAAAGAACACAUGGCCGAGGUGUACAAACGUCUCGAUCUGAAGACUGAGUAUACCCUGCUUAUCAACAACUUUGCCUUCAUCCCACUCCACGUCGCUUCAGAUAAGGCCGAGCAGCUGAUUGCGAAGAAGAAAGCAGAGCUCGCUCAGAGCGGACCGUCGCUACCUCCCGGCCUCCGCAAGCAAUACGAGAUACAGCUGCAGCUCAUGGAGAGCAAGCGCGGCGCUGACAUUGAGAUGAUGUCCUCUGCGGUCGUCCCUCAGCCAGUGGCCGAGCCGUCCAAGCCGCACAUGGCCCUGGUUCCGGAGCUGACUCACCCGUGGUCGCGCGGUACCAUACAUAUCACUUCUGCUGAUCCGAAAGCACAUCCGCACAUCGACCCACACUACUUUGCGGACGACUUCGACCGCGAGAUCCUCGCACAGGGUGUCAAAUUUGCUCUCAAGAUUGGCGAGACUGAGCCGCUCCGCGGCCUGACCAAAGCACGGGUGGGCCCACCUCCUGAAGUGGAUCUAUCGACAGACGAGAAGAUUAAAGGCGAGCGCCUCCUUGUGGUGCAUGCAGAUACCUGCGGUACCGCGGCUAUGCUGCCCAGGGAGCUGGGCGGUGUGGUGGAUCCGCAGCUGAAAGUGUACGGUACCAAGAAUAUCCGUGUCGUCGACUUGUCUAUUCUACCGUUGCAGCUCUCUGUUCACCCCCAAGGUACGUGUUCCCUUGUAAAGGCACUGCCAAGCUUUCCAAUAUUUGACUGCAGCUUUCGUGUACGCUUUGGCCGAGAAAGGUGACACCACUUCCUUUCAAAAAAGACCGAUGACUAGCACUAACCGUAUGCAUCACAGCUGCCGAUAUUAUCAAAGGAGUUACGGUGUAGGUGGUCGCCGACCUUCUUCCUUACUUUUGGAUCGCUUGGAUCUCGCUGCUUUUCCUAUUGACGCGAGGUGCUAUGUCGGGCUCUAUGGAUUAGUCCAAAUGCACAGAGAUACAGUCUUUUAUGUAUUAUUACAGCCAUACAUCGCCUUCUGACGCGCCGAAAUUGAGUGCACAGGAACCUGCUAUGGCUCGCGGUGCUUCCAGUGACAUCUACAGUAUCACUGUUGUG